AUGACCACUUGGUACCAGCAGUGGAAUGGUAUUGUACCUCGAAAGGUUUGCCUUUUAAGGUUCUUCAAUUUAGACAAUGCCCCUGGUCAUCCUUCAAAUUUGAGCAAUAUGCAUCCUUAUGUGAAGGUGGUGUACCUUCCACUGAAUACAAUGUCGCUCAUACAGCUGAUGGACCAGGGAGUGAUCGCUAACUUCAAGGCAUACUACCAUAGAAGGACAAUACGCUCUGCUUUGAGUGCUAUCGAAGGUAACAAGGAGUUGACUUUGAAGCAGUUUUGGAAGGGCUGCAUCAUCACAGAUGCAAGUGCUUGGGAGGGGGUGAAGACAACCACUUUGUGCACAGUUUUGAAGGAUUUGACCAGGCAGAAGAUGUCGAGACAGAUGAGGAAAAUCCUAGGGCUAAGCAAGAGGCUGAAACUAGAUUUGGAAGAUGAGGAUGUCACAGAGCUGCUGACAUGCCAUGGAGAAGGGUUGUCAUCAGAGGACCUCAUUGAGCUGGAGCAGCAAAUGAUUGAGGAAGACUUAGAGGUACCAGACCCAAAACCCAGGGCAUUAACUAUCAAAGGCUUGUCAGAGAGUUUUACUCAUCUGGAGAGAGCUUUGGUUUCUUUUCAGGGAGAAGACCCUAACAUUGGUAGGUUUGACAGGAUUUUGAGAUGGAUCCUGAAUUUGAAGAAGAAGCCCAAUCCAGAUCCCCCUGGACCUGAACCCUCUGUAGCAGCCAUCCAGCUUCCAGUAGAACCCUUUGAUAGUGAUGAUGACCCAGAUGACCCUGAGCCUAUUUAUCAGACUCAUAAGCACCUGCAGAUUCCACUCCAUAACCCAGUUAUUCUCAUCUACACAUACCAAAUGCCCAUCCCAGUAAGCAACGCCAACCACUAG
Macrobrachium nipponense is the source of this 882-nucleotide messenger RNA. Its product is annotated as tigger transposable element-derived protein 1-like. NCBI's taxonomy places the organism in Eukaryota, Metazoa, Arthropoda, Malacostraca, Decapoda, Palaemonidae. Gene Ontology annotation, molecular function: nucleic acid binding. The transcript is spliced from 4 exons. The record is from RefSeq and is a predicted model, not a curated record. The coding region runs from base 1 to 882 and encodes 293 amino acids.